CUAUCAAUCAAACAGCAAUAGGCUCAACCGUAUUUUUAUGUUAUGAAACGAUUAUCGUCGAUAGUAUCAAAGAUGUUGCUCGUGCCAAGAAAGUCAAAAUUACCAACCGAAGAGAUGUCAUAAUGAGAGGCGUCAAGAUUGAUAAGGAUAAAAAUGUUUCAAUUGAUGAAAUCUUGAUGAAGAACAGUGACUUUAAACCGUUUUAA
Dentiscutata erythropus is the source of this 206-nucleotide messenger RNA. Lineage: Eukaryota; Fungi; Glomeromycota; Glomeromycetes; Diversisporales; Gigasporaceae. The record is from the annotation of a GenBank genome assembly.